AUGACCAUUUGGAAAAUUUUGAGAGAAAAAAACCAAGAUGAAGGAAUGGAGUUUAAAGCUCUCCAACUUAGAGCCGAUGAAAGGGCAAAAGAAAGAGAGCAUGAAAUUGAGGUGCUUAAAUUACAGAUUAAGUUGAAUCAGGGAAAGAAUGGUAGUUAUAAUAAUUCAAGUGUUGAUGAAACAAGGUUUAAUAUGUUCGCUGCGUUAAAACUGGUACCACACUUUUCCGAGGAGGAGGUUAAUGAGUUUUUUGUGUCAUUUGAGAAAAUUGCUAAGAAGCUUGCUUGGCCAAAGGAUAUGUGGACAACAUUAGUUCAGUGUCGUUUGGUGGGCAAAGCUCAAAGGGUUUAUAAUAAUCUUAAUGACGAUCUCUCCGCGGAUUACGACACCGUUAAAAGUAUUGUGCUGAAAGCUUAUGAUUUGGUGCCUGAAGCAUACAGGCAGAAGUUUCGUAAUCUGCGGAAGGAUCUUGACGUCACCUAUGUUGAGUUUGCUAGAAAGAAAGUUCAGUUUCUCGAUGACUGGCUGAAAUCAAAAGAAGUAGACAAUUUUGUUAAACUGAAAGAGCUCCUUCUGGCAGAGGAAUUUAAGAGGAACGUGAGUCGUGACUUGCGAAUUCAUUUGGAGGAGUUGAAGCUCGACUCCAUUCAGGAAAUAGCAGUUGCUUCCGACGAGUAUGCACUUACCCAUCGGGAGGAACCCCUUAGGAAAAGGAUUAAUCAGGAUAGGUUCUCCCCCCAUGAAUAUAAUACACGUAGUAAUAAUCGUCAGUCUUCUAGAGGAACAUUAAGGUCAAAUAAUGACGAGUCAGAAAAAGUAUCUAAUCAAGACAGAAGCGUAAGCGGCUCGCGUAGUUUCGUAAACAGUCGUAGAUCGGUUAAUGGUGGUGGUAGUAGUGGUAGAAAUUUUGGUACUAGUAGUAGUAGUAGUGUGAAGUGUUAUUGGUGCCACAAGACGGGGCACGUUAAGGCUAAUUGUUACGGUUGGAAAAACUUUCAGGAGAGGAGGUCUAAUCCAGUAAACAUUGUUGUAGCUGAAAAAACAGAAAACUUAAAGCAAAGUAUGGAACAGGAAAAGUGA
Macrobrachium nipponense is the source of this 1080-nucleotide messenger RNA. RefSeq lists its product as uncharacterized. The record is from RefSeq and is a predicted model, not a curated record. NCBI's taxonomy places the organism in Eukaryota, Metazoa, Arthropoda, Malacostraca, Decapoda, Palaemonidae. The transcript has a single exon. Gene Ontology annotation, molecular function: nucleic acid binding; zinc ion binding. Bases 1 to 1080 code for a protein of 359 amino acids.